This is a messenger RNA of Penicillium griseofulvum, 915 nucleotides long. Its product is annotated as DUF1996 domain-containing protein. NCBI's taxonomy places the organism in Eukaryota, Fungi, Ascomycota, Eurotiomycetes, Eurotiales, Aspergillaceae. The transcript is spliced from 2 exons. The coding region runs from base 1 to 915 and encodes 304 amino acids. The record is from RefSeq and is a predicted model, not a curated record.
AUGCUCGUGCUACCUCUUGUGCUCCUGGCCACCGCUGAAAUGGUGCAAGGGUACACCAUAGUUGACUCUGGGUAUAUUAUGCGCAAGAAUAUCGACUCGAUUGUGAAGCCGGGGAAGUAUACGAGCCAUAUGCACAGCUUCUUCGGUAAUGAUGCUGUUAAUGUGAACACUUCGACAACUGAAGAGCUCAUGUCCGGCUGCACUACGAACAGCAACCCAAACGAUCUGUCCGUUUACUGGCACCCAACUCUCUAUUUCAACAACGGCACAGGCUUGGUCCCAGUCGAAGCCCGAUACUUCAAGGCAUAUUACAAUAACAUCGGCAAUGCCGAGAUUCCCUUCCCCACCAACUACAAAGCAGUUGCAGGCAAUGCUACAGCAACAACUGCUGAUGAGGUAGACGACCUCCUCAACAUGAGCUGGUGGUGCGAGUACGGACCGGAGACGUCACCAGACGCAAAUGGAUGGCCCAACGCAGGAUGCAAUUUGGGUCGACUCCAGACGCAGAUUUUGUUCCCCAAUUGUGUCAACACCGACACCCUCGUCAGUGGCUACUCCAGCCGCGCAUGGCUCGCUAAUCCGAACCGCUGUCCAGACGGCAUGAAGCGCAUCCCCCAGCUGCGAUUUUCGGUGCGCUUCGAUACUUCUGGCGUCUUGCCUGACGGCUGGUCCGGUGAGGCCCCUCUCCAACUUUCUAGCGGGAAUUCAUACAGCUGGCAUGGGGACUUUAUCAAUGGCUGGCUUCCAGAGGCAGCGGAGAAUAUGAUGCUUGCUACCGAUAAGAGGGAGUUCCAGGUUGUCACGGGACCUAGAUCUGAGCUGGCUACAUGUACACCUGCUGAUGCCGACCCGGAUAAUGGCACGAGUGACUACGAGGAAAGCCGUGUUCUGAUGGCUGCGGCGGGAUCUGAUUAA